AACUUGCUGAUUGGCUCAAACCGUACCUUGCUGCCUGCCGUCAUCAUUGUGCGUCCCUUCAUGCUUCAGCAGUCAGUAUUGAAGUCAGUGAAAAUGGCGAGCUGGUGUGUACGAGCAGUGAGACAGAGCUACUCAAUUGUAUCUUCACCUGCGCUAAUAAGAGCCUCUCCACGAUUGUUAUGCACAGCCACCCAGCAGAAGAACGGCCACGGGUCAGAGGAGGAGGCUGAGAAGCCGGAGCAGAGUGCAGCAGAGACCCAGCUGGAGGAACAGCUCAAAGACAUGACAGAAAAAUACAAGCGGGCCUUGGCAGACACUGAGAACCUCAGGACAAGGAGUCAGAAGAUGAUUGAAGAUGCUAAACUAUACGGGAUCCAGGGCUUCUGUAAGGACCUGCUUGAAGUGGCCGACAUCUUAGAGAAGGCCACAGAGAGCGUGCCCAAGGAGGAGGUGACGAGCCAGAACCCUCACCUGAAGAACCUGUAUGACGGCCUGGUGAUGACCGAGGUCCAGAUCCAGAAGGUCUUCACCAAGCAUGGCCUGGUCAAGCUCAACCCCGACGGGCAGAAGUUUGACCCCUACGAGCAUGAGGCCCUUUUCCACGCCCCCAUGGAGGGCAAGGAGCCUGGCACUGUUGCCGUAGUAACCAAAGUGGGCUACAAGCUUCACGGUCGAACCCUCAGGCCAGCAUUGGUGGGCGUGGUUAAAGCCUCCUAGAAGUGAUGAUGUAACUGUGAUAAAGUGGGAUUAGCUUUGUUGCCUGAGUGAUGGAUGAGCUCAGGUACAGCACACUGGUCCAGGCUCAAAGAAACGAGAACCACCUGAACUGAACUUUAUAUCCGGACAGCAUCCACAAGUUUUUAACAGGCACCUGUACAUGCUCGAUGGUGUUUUUUGCCGUCCCCUUCCACGCAGCUUACCCUAAACAUAACCAUUGCUGCGCUGCCUGGAAGGAGAUGUUUGGGGCAAAAAACACUCUUUACACACAUACUUUGUCUAGCACAGAACAGUCCUUACAAUAGAGUUUCAGUGUCAUCAGUCAUUUCAGAGUCAGUUAUUGUCAGAGAUUGUAAACAACUAUGAAUCUUAAGGAAAAAGACAAGUAUGAUUUUUCAAAAAAAAGUUGAUGACCAUAAACCCCUCUGUUUUGUGUGGCCUAUGAUUUAAAAUUCAUCCCCAUAUUGAGUAAAGCUGAUUCUGAACUGCUAGUAUCAUUCCGGACUUUUGCUAAAGCCCUAAUAAUGAACUUGACUCUUUUCCUGUUUGAGUUGUAUAUUCAUUUUGUGACUGUAGCAAGGAACCGUACUUGAGGAGUUAAAGAAAGAUUACGAUGUUACUUUGUACUGAGUUACUUCUGAGUAAAAACAUUUUGUUAAUUUGGAUGUGAUCAAGCUCUGGUAAGACGGCGUCAGUUAUUCUAAGGUUCUCACGCCUCAAUUUGGCUCAACGGUGCCUGACGGUAAUGUCACAAUUAUCCAAUAGCAUCAUUAUGUGUCAUCAGAUUAAACUGGUUAAAG
This is a messenger RNA of Etheostoma cragini (Arkansas darter), 1517 nucleotides long. RefSeq names its product GrpE-like 1, mitochondrial (gene grpel1). Gene Ontology annotation, cellular component: PAM complex, Tim23 associated import motor. Lineage: Eukaryota; Metazoa; Chordata; Actinopteri; Perciformes; Percidae. The transcript is spliced from 4 exons. The record is from RefSeq and is a predicted model, not a curated record. Gene Ontology annotation, biological process: protein import into mitochondrial matrix; protein folding. The coding region runs from base 61 to 717 and encodes 218 amino acids. Gene Ontology annotation, molecular function: adenyl-nucleotide exchange factor activity; protein-folding chaperone binding; protein homodimerization activity.